GUUAAAUAAAGUCUUCUAUGGGCUUCCAUACCUUAUGACCAUCAUACCCAAAGAGGAAAGAGGAAGGGAGGAGUUCACAGUCACAGAAACUGAAAGUACCGUAACUCAACACCACUACAGUCGAGACAACUUAAGACUUUUGCAAAACAGCUUUUGGCAUUUCUCGAAAGUACAACAGAAUCUGAGUACAACUGACAUGGCAGCAGCCAGCAGUCUCCUCUCUGAAGAUCAGUUUCUGUGCUCCAUCUGUCUGGAUGUGUUCACUGAUCCAGUCACUGUACCAUGUGGACACAACUUCUGCAAGAACUGCAUCACAGACCACUGGAACAUUAAUGUCCACUGUCAAUGUCCCAUGUGUAAGAAAUGUUUUGACAGAAGACCUGAGCUGUAUGUCAAUACUUUCAUUUCUGAGAUGGUUGCUCAGUUCAGACAGUCAUCAGUAAAGGAAAGCAGCUGCAGCUCAGGGCAACAAGGAGCCAAACCAGGAGAAGUUCUCUGUGAUGUCUGCACAGACACCAAAGUGAAGGCCCUGAAGUCCUGCCUGGUGUGUCUGACCUCCUACUGUGAGACUCACCUGGAGCCUCAUCGGAGAAUCCCAGGACUGAAAAGACAUCAGCUGAUCGAUCCUGUGAAGAACCUAGAAAGGAGGAUGUGUAAGAAACAUGAUAGACCUUUGGACCUGUUCUGUGAGACUGACCAAAUGUGUGUGUGUCGGUUCUGCACAGAAACAGAUCACAAGCUUCAUCACACUGUUGCUCUGGAAGAAGAAUUCGAAAGAAAGAAAGCUGAGUUGGGAAAGACAGAUACUGAAGUUCAGCAGAUGAUUCAGGAAAGACGCCUGAAGAUUCAGGAGGUCAAACAGUCAGUUAAGCUCAGUAGGGAAGGUGCAGACAGAGAGACAGCAGUCAGUGUGAAGGUCUUCACUGCUCUCAUCCAGUCUGUUCAGAAAGGCCUGGCUCAGCUCACCAAUGUGAUUGAAGAGACACACAAAACAAGAGAGAAACAGGCUGAAGUCUUCAUCCAAGAACUGGAAGAGGAAAUCUCUGAGCUGAUGACCAGAAGUGCAGAAGUGGAGCAGCUCUCACGCACUGAAGACCAUCUCCAGUUCCUCCAAAGCUUCCCAUCCCUGAACCCUGUUCCACCCACCAAAGACUGGACAAAGGUCAGAGUGCGCUCGUCUUAUGAGGGGGCUGUGAGGAGAGCUGUGGCUCAGCUGGAGGAGACACUCAGUAAGGAGAUGGAGAAGCUGCAUGCUUAUGCUGAAAUAAAAAGGGUCCAGCAGUAUGCAGUGGAUGUGACUCUUGAUCCUGAUACUGCAAAUCCCUUUCUCAUCCUGUCUGAUGAUGGGAAGCAAGUCAGUCAUGGGAAUGUAAAGCAGAAUCUUCCAUGCAGCUCUAAGAGGUUUCGCUGUUACUCUAUCUUUGGAAAGCAGAGUUUUUCUUCAGGAAGAUUUUACUAUGAAGUUCAAGUUAAAGGGAAGACUUCCUGGAUUUUAGGAGUGGCCAGAGGGUCUGUCGACAGAACAGGGUGUGUGGUACCAUCCCCUAAGAAUGGUGUUUGGGAUUUAAGACUGACAAAAGAAGAAGAGUUCAAAGUUGGUGGAUCAUCAGUUCACCUCUUUCUAGAGUCGAAGCCUCAGAAGGUUGGGGUGUUUGUGGAUUAUGAGGAGGGUUUGGUCUCAUUUUAUGAUGUAGAUGUUCCAGCUGUCAUCUACUCCUUUACUGGAUGUAAGUUCACUGAGAAACUCUACUCAUAUUUCAAUCCCUGUCAUAACUGUGGUGGUAAGAACUCCACUCCACUAAUCAUUUGCCCCAUCAAUUCUGAUGAUUAGACUGAUCAUAAUUGGAGUCACUGCCAUUUAAAUUACAUAAAUCACUUAAGUAUUAAGUUAAACUACAAUUUGAUUAUAAACAUUGAUGAUAAACAUGACUGAAUUAAUCUGUAUUAAUUUGUAGACUGAAAAACUGUUGAACCGUAUUGUAGAAUGCCCUUAAUAGUACAUUUAUUUUAAAAAGGUUAGUCCACUGUUGCUUCUGCUCCACUAGGAGGCGCCAGAGACAUAGUGAUGAUAUUUAGUGGAACAGUCUCUCUUGUUUAGAAUUAGAAACCACAUUCUAUCUUGUCAUUAAGUUUGGGCAAUUCAGUCUGUUUUGGAAUACAGCCAAAAGCAUGGAAUUGCCUAUAGACCAAAAUUACAAAGAAUAAGUAAAUAAAUAAAAAGAAGUACAUAAGUACAGUACAUGAAUACAUUUAUAAUAUGAAUAAUUACACAAACAUAUGUUAAUUUAAAGUAAAUUGUGACAAAUUGACCAGAAUAGAAUAGACUAGACUAUGAAAAUUCAUAUAUGUCGGAAAUAGUGACUGGUCCUACUGAAAUAAUCAUCAACUUCAGAACCAAACAAAUCAUAAAAGCACCUGUCCUUAUUGGCAGCCACCCAAUUAAAAUAACUGACUCCUUCAAGUUCCUUGGCACACGCAUCAGCAGUAACCAGAAAUGUGACCUCAGCAGCAACCAUCAAAUGCACAAAGCCCCACAGAGACUGUACUUUCUGAGGCAAGAUCUUCUGGUCCAGUUUGACAUAAUUCAGAGUAUCCUAUUACUAUCAAUUACUGCCAUAGGUUCACAAUGCACAUCACAUUUUCUAGUGUCUCCCUUCAGGUCUCUCGGGGACAGGACAGAACACCUCAACCUGAACUUCUUUCCCAAAGCCAUGUAGUUGUUCAAUUCACAAAAGCCUGUCUAAAUCAAACUGUACGGUUUGUGUUGUUGUGCACUGCACUCACAUCACUUCUGUUUGCACUGGCGUUGUAUGUGGUGUACUGUUAGUCAUUCCAUCUGUACUUAAUAAAUAAAUAAUAAUAAUAAUAAUAAAAAUUGGUAAAAGAAAAUUAAAACUAUUCCAACAAAACUGAGAUGAGACUUGAGUUUGAUCAUUCACUCUAUUAUUUUAUGUUAGAUUUUUUAUUAUGCUUUCCAUAUUUGUUCAGUUGAAUGCACUGUGUAAUUUAUAUAUUCUUUCAGGAUUUGUGUUCAGAAGGACAAAAAUCUUCUUGUAAAUUUAUUAUUCAUGUAAAUGCAAAACACAUUUUGUGAGUGUAUAAAAUCCCAUUCAUCAUUAUAGGAGGUAUUUUAGGAAUUUCCUUUGUCAUUUUUACAUAACUGUAUAAUUACAUUGCUUGCAUGUGGAAAUAUUUGUGGUGGCGUGAAUUUUAAUUAAUGGGAAAUACCUUUGAAAAUUAAGCAAACACUGUCUGAGUCUGCAUGGUCGGUCUUCUACUCUCCUUUGGUUCAAGAAAUUCU
Scatophagus argus is the source of this 3301-nucleotide messenger RNA. Its product is annotated as E3 ubiquitin-protein ligase TRIM21-like. NCBI's taxonomy places the organism in Eukaryota, Metazoa, Chordata, Actinopteri, Scatophagidae. The record is from RefSeq and is a predicted model, not a curated record. Gene Ontology annotation, molecular function: zinc ion binding; protein binding. The transcript is spliced from 2 exons. The coding region runs from base 35 to 1831 and encodes 598 amino acids.